CAGGGCCGUGAGUAGACAAAGGAACCCGGCGUGUUAUCCUGUCAGAGGUCCCAGAUAAGAGUGUGCACUAACCUUCCCAUCAUGCACUGCAGAACGGAAAGGGGCGGAGCCUGUAGUAGAUUACGGAUAUAUGUUGAUGAGAUGAUGUAAAGCAGAAAUGUGGAAUGUAAAGACGAGGUGUAAUGAUGAUCUUCUGGACUGAGUAUUAACCCCUGCUUCUCUCUCUCUGGAUGUUCAGAUGUCUGAAGGAGGUGGAGAGGAGACGACAACGACGAUGACGACGAUGAUGAAGAUGAAGAGUGCAGUGGCUGAGGGUCGUCUGGAGGUUCUGCAGAUCUACAAGCUCCUGCAGUUAGUGCGGGAGGGAAAUAAAGCUCAGGUGGAGAAGAUGGUGCGUCUCGGUGUGCCCAACCUGAUCAGCCUGACAGAACCGAGCGAGGGAACCGGUGUCCUUCACCAGACCUCCAUCUCCAACGACCUGGACAUGGCUGAGCUCCUCCUGUCUCUGGGAGCUCACCCUGAUGUCCAGGAUAAGAGAGGACGCACUCCAGUGAUACUCGCCGCAGAACUCGGCCAUGACGCCAUGCUGGCUCUCCUGGCGAAGAACCACGCUGACAUGAACCUGGUGGAUAACGAGGGGAAAGGAGUGCUGUUUUACUGCAUCUCUCCGUCGCAGAGGCACACACGCUGCCUGCAGGUGGCGCUCAGCAACAAAGCGGACGUCAACAACGUGUCCAACGCGGGGAAACCGGUGUUCCUGCUCGCCUGUGAGCACGCCAGCGAGUGUGAGAACAUCUGCAUCAGGAUUUUAGAGGGCGGAGCUGAUCCCAACGCCACCGAUCAGGUAACAGGGCGGACGGCUCUGAUGGAAGCGGCGAGGGCCGGCUCAGUGGCGUUAGUGAGACACAUCCUGCAGAGAGGAGGAAACCCGAACACGGCGGAUAAACAGCAGCAGAACGCCGCUCAGCUCGCUGCAGCCGGAGGAUUCUUCCAGGUGUUGCGUGUGUUGUCAGCGUACCAGGCUGAUUUCAGUGCGGCGUGUGUGGAGGGAAACUCGGCUCUGCACGUGUCUGCAGCUGGAGGUCACACUGAGUGCUGCAGGUUUCUGGCACAGAGAGGAUGCUACCCGAAGCUGAAGAACAUGAACGGUUUGGUUCCACGUCAGAUCGCAAAAGCACACGGCCACAGGGCGGCGCUGAAGGAGCUGCAGAAGGCAGAGCGAGUGUUUACAAAGUUCUCCAAACCCGGAGUGGUUAAUCCCAACGAGCUCUGGGCUCUCACACUGCACGACUGGUCAUGUGAACAUGAGGAAGCGCUGAGGAACGCCUUCCAGCUCGCCGAGGAGGCCGACGCUCCUGUGGAGAAAGUCUCAAGGGAGAAGUUUGCGUACGUCCUGCAGGAACAUCACGCUCCCGUGGAUCAGGAGCACCUGCAGAAGAUCAUCGCUGACCACGACAAGAAGCAUGAAGGUGUGAUUAACAUCAGCGACUUCUUCAAGGGACUGCAGUACCUUCAGAAAGCGUACGUCCUGUCGUCCUACGAGCCCAAGACGAAGAAGAAGAAAGGCGGGAAAGGCAGAAAGGGCGGGAAAGGGAAGAUGAAGAAAGGGAAGUCUGUGGUUCCUCUGCCCAUCUGCACACUUCCUCCAGACAUCAUGGAGAAAAGACCAGACGGCGGUCCGCAGUUCAUGAUUGAGAGUUAUCAGCCCUUCACCGAUACCAAGCGAUUCGACCGUGACCGUCCGCCUUCUCACCCCGUGGAGGACGACUCGGCCUGGUACGUGGACGAGCCGCAGAAGAUCUACACCAACAUCAACCGCUGUGUCCGAACCGGAGACUUCGAGUCGCUGUGUUUAGCGUUCAGUCAGCGUCUCCCCGUGGACAUCAGAGACCGCUUCUACAAAACACCGCUCAUGGCUGCAUGCAGCAGCGGGAGCUACGAGAUGGCCGAGUUCCUCAUCACACUCGGGGCAGAUGUGAACGCCUGUGAUCAGUUUAAAUGGACUCCUCUUCAUCACGCGUGUCACGCUGGACAGCAGGACAUCAUGGAGCUGUUAGUGAAACACGGAGCGGAGGUGGACGCUGUGGCGUUAAACGGAGCCACGCCCCUAAUGAAGGCCAUCGAGAGCUGCAGACUCUCCUGCGUACAUCAACUCAUCACAUCCAACGCUAACGUACAGGCCACAAACAACAAGGGACAGAGCUGUUUGGACAUCGCCGGUGUGUACGGAGACGAGAGGAUCAUCGAUCUGGUCAAAACAAAGUUCGAGAGCCUUCCAAAGAGCAAAGACAACAAGAAGGGAAAUGGAGGAAAAGUGAGAGCAGCACCUCAGCACACAGCGCCUCCUACAGGAGAGACGGAGAAACUGACAGAGAGAGAGGCUGAAGCUGUUCUACCGGACCUGAAGGAGAAGAGAGUGAAGCUGAAAGAACACAUCAUAACCGUGAACCAGCACUUCACCGUCACCUCCAACACACACGACAUUCAGUUCACACCUAAAACUGUGUGGGGGAAGAGGUUAGCAUCUUCCGCUCAGCAUAUGGAGCGGAGAGUGGACAGGAGGAAUCGCCUCUCACAUGAAGUGGAUUUCAGUGACUUUGUGAUGCCGUUUAAUAAAAACCUGACGAGGAAGCUGAGGGAAGUGGGCGGGGCUGAGGACGAGUAGAGGAAUACAACAGUAAAGGAACGUAAGCGGAUCGUCUCAGAGGAACCUCGGUUCCGUUCGUCCUCAUGAACAGAUCAGAUGUCUGCUGAACAAAACAAACACACUUCAGAAACCUGAACCUGGAGAGAAACUGGAAACGUGGAGCUCAGAGCCGACCUCGCUCUUCUUCUGCAUCAUCCGUAUCAUCUUUAUCCAAAGAAAUAAAGGUGUUAAAUUCAUCAUGUACACCACAGCGCUGCUGAGUUCUGCACUCUGAUUGGUCGUCAGGUGUUGAUUAAUUCUCUAGAACAGCGGCUCUGACAGUAGCGCAGGUUUAUAUUAAUGCACUCGCUCUGAUACGGUAUCGUUUCUAUAGCAACAGCUCAUUCACAGCUCACGCACGUGUACAGCGGACGCUCCACAUAAACAGAUUAAAAAGCGUGUGUAACCGUUGAUUUCUGUAAGGAGAUGUUUAUGUAACAUUUAUGGAAGGAGUCUCCAGUGUCAGUGCUUUGUUACAGUGAGAGGAGUUAACGCUUUAUUUUCUUCUUUAUUUAACUUCAUGAGAGAGAAUAAAGAGCGGCUGGUGAGGGAACGACUGAUUCUAGCUGCUAUAACGUAAGUGACAACAGGAACUAACUUGCUUCAUGGAACAUUAGGUGUAACUAUAAACAGAUAAAAAGUAUGACAUUCUUUAAUAAAUAAAAGAAUGCGAUUGUUAGUAAAUUGCUGUUAAUUAAUCAGAUCAAAUCUAAUAUUAGCUACGAUAUGCUAGCAGAGUGGAGCUGGAGCAAUAAAACCCCACGUGAUCAUGAACACACUGUGAACUGUUAGCGUCAAAACAGUUUUAAACUUAAAUAUGAAUAAAUUUUACACUUUAAUUAUAACAUUAACACCACCCACUUCCUGUGUGGUCACAUGACACAGCCUAACCAAUCCGACAGCAGGGAGACGUCCAUAGUGAUGAAAUAGCGGAUUAUAAACAUCAGCAAAUAUCGCAGUGUCUGAAUA
Pangasianodon hypophthalmus (striped catfish) is the source of this 3655-nucleotide messenger RNA. RefSeq names its product ankyrin repeat and EF-hand domain containing 1b (gene ankef1b). Gene Ontology annotation, molecular function: protein binding; calcium ion binding. The transcript has 10 exons. The coding region runs from base 239 to 2665 and encodes 808 amino acids. The record is from RefSeq and is a predicted model, not a curated record. Lineage: Eukaryota; Metazoa; Chordata; Actinopteri; Siluriformes; Pangasiidae.